Messenger RNA from Dendrobium catenatum, 2696 nucleotides. Its product is annotated as subtilisin-like protease SBT1.6. The coding region runs from base 57 to 2387 and encodes 776 amino acids. The record is from RefSeq and is a predicted model, not a curated record. Gene Ontology annotation, biological process: proteolysis. Gene Ontology annotation, molecular function: serine-type endopeptidase activity. Lineage: Eukaryota; Viridiplantae; Streptophyta; Magnoliopsida; Asparagales; Orchidaceae. The transcript has a single exon.
AUAUAUAAAUCCCUAGGUCGAAACACUCUGCUCAUCUCACUUCCUCCACCACAACAAUGGCCGCCACAUCAUCCACACUUCUCCUCUUCUUCUUCCUCCUCCAAACCCUAACCCUGGGAUCCGGUACUGUCGCUGUAUAUAAGAAGACCUACAUAUUCCGCAUCAACCAUCUGAUGAAGCCUUCCAUCUUCCCUACCCACGAGCACUGGUACACCUCUCCAUCUUUCGGUGUAUCCACUCUACACAUUUACUCAACCGUUUUCCAUGGCUUCUCCGCCUCCCUCACUGCCGAACGCGCUGCCGCGCUCGGCAAUCACCCGGCCGUCCUCGCUGUCUUUCAAGACCGCCUCCGUUAUGUCCACACCACUCGAUCUCCCCAAUUCCUGGGCCUGCGGAACAAGCAAGGCCUUUGGUCCGAUUCCGACUACGGUGCGGAAGUUAUCGUCGGCAUCCUCGACACCGGCGUUUGGCCCGAGCGCCGAUCCUUCUCGGACCGCAAUAUUGGCCCCGUUCCCUCCAGAUGGCGCGGCACCUGCGAGACUGGAGAGAAUUUCCCCGGCUCGAUCUGUAACCGCAAGCUUGUUGGCGCUCGAUUCUUCUCUCGCGGCCAUGAUGCCUCCGCUGAUGCAGCUGGUGGUAUUGGCGGGAUAAACGAAACUGUUGAGUUCAGAUCUCCACGGGACGCCGAUGGCCAUGGAACCCACACUGCUUCAACGGCCGCAGGCCGCCAUGUUUUCGGGGCGAGUCUUUCUGGGUAUGCCUCCGGCAUCGCGAAGGGUGUCGCCCCAAAGGCUCGCGUCGCUGUUUAUAAGGUGUGCUGGAAGGGCUCCGGCUGUUUGGAUUCCGACAUUCUCGCCGGAUUCGACAGCGCUGUGGCUGAUGGCGUUGAUGUGAUCUCUAUCUCUAUUGGUGGUGGCGAUGGAAUCUCUGCACCUUACUACCUCGACCCUAUUGCCGUCGGCGCAUUCGGCGCUGUCUCAAAGGGUGUCUUUGUCGCAUCAUCCGCCGGUAAUGACGGCCCUACCGCCAUGUCUGUCACUAACCUCGCUCCCUGGCUCACCACUGUAGGCGCUGGGACAAUCGAUCGGACUUUCCCCGCCGACAUCGUUCUUGGCGACGGCCGUCGGCUCUCCGGCGUUUCCCUUUACUCCGGUCCGGCCAUCGACGGUCAAAUGUACCCAUUAGUCUACCCAGGCAAAUCCGGCGGCCUUCCAGCUUCCCUCUGCAUGGAGAACUCCCUUGAUCCGAAGCUCGUGAAGGGGACAAUCGUCGUCUGUGAUCGUGGAAGUAGCCCGCGAGUUGCGAAAGGCCUCGUCGUGAAAAACGCUGGCGGCGUCGGAAUGAUACUCGCGAAUGGCAUAUCCAAUGGCGAAGGACUUGUCGGCGACGCCCACGUUCUCCCCGCCUGUGCAGUCGGCUCCGACGAAGGCGACUCCGUGAAAUCCUACAUUACCGCGAACGCUAACCCUACUGCUACGCUCGCUUUCCGUGGAACCAUUAUCGGAGUGAAGCCCGCCCCCGUCGUCGCCUCCUUCUCCGGCCGCGGACCUAACGGUCUCACGCCAGAGGUUCUCAAGCCGGACCUUAUCGCUCCGGGAGUUAACAUCCUCGCCGCCUGGACUGAUGCCGUUGGCCCCACCGGACUAGACUCCGAUCACCGGAAAACCGAGUUCAACAUUCUCUCCGGGACUUCCAUGGCAUGCCCUCACGUCAGCGGCGCAGCCGCGCUGCUCAAAUCGGCGCAUCCUUCAUGGAGCCCGGCUGCCAUCCGAUCGGCGAUGAUGACGUCGUCCAAUCUAGUGGACAACACUCUUCAGCCGGUGACCGACGAGGGCACUGGCGAACCGGUUACGCCACUGGACAUCGGCGCCGGUCAUCUUAAUCUUUACAAAGCCAUGGACCCGGGACUGGUGUACGAUAUGGGCUACGCCGAUUACGUCACCUUCCUUUGCGCCUUGGAGUACGAACCCAAAAUGAUUCAGAUCAUCACUCACUCGCCGGUGACGUGCCCGGCCAAGCGUCCACAGCCGGAAAACCUUAAUUACCCGUCGAUCAUGGUUGUUUUCGAAGGCGCGGCUUCUGUGAACCAGAGCAAGACGGUCGUGAGGACGGUGACGAACGUGGAGGCGGCGGGGUCUGGAGUUUAUAAGGCGAAGGUGUCCAUGGUUAGUGGUAAGGGGUUAGCCGUAAGUGUGAAGCCAGGAAAGCUGGUUUUCUCGCCGGCGGUGAACAAGCAGAGCUUCGCCGUGACUGUCACCGUGACGGCGGUAACGGCUGCUGGUGAUCCGGGUUCCGCCCCCGCAGCCGACUACGGAUAUUUAACGUGGUCUGAUGGGACGCACGAGGUCCGUAGCCCUAUCGUGGUGUCGAGGAUCCAGCCGUUGUGAUCGUUAAAUAUACAGUGUUGGCCGUGAGAGACAGCAGAAAUAUGUGUAAUUAAAGGUUUUUUUUUCUUCUCGUGUUCUUAUUUGUAGCAGUUUUAAUGUUUUUGGCUAUAUGCGAUGUGUUAUAGGCGAAAUGUCACGUGCUAGCCAUGUGACUAAUUGGGUAGCAAAGAUCCGAACUCAUCAAUCAGAACUAAUUCAGUGGGGGGCAUGAACUUUAUGCUUUGUACGAAAAUGCAUAAUUGUAAUUUGGGAAGUAAUGUGGGGUUAAAUGGUUAAUGAUGAAGCUAUUGUUAAUAACUUUUCAUUACA